Molecule: messenger RNA, 3786 nt
Organism: Cynoglossus semilaevis (tongue sole)
Lineage: Eukaryota; Metazoa; Chordata; Actinopteri; Pleuronectiformes; Cynoglossidae
Gene: lmod2b
Product: leiomodin 2 (cardiac) b
Exons: 6
Coding region: 1061-2758 (565 amino acids)
Biological process (GO): myofibril assembly; pointed-end actin filament capping; actin filament organization
Cellular component (GO): cytoskeleton; myofibril; striated muscle thin filament
Molecular function (GO): tropomyosin binding
Source: RefSeq, a predicted model, not a curated record
CGACGGGUUUGUUGUUAACAUAUAAGUAAAAAGUACUGGAUUUGUUUGAAACUUUUACUUUAUCAAAUAUCGGACCCUCCUUAGAAAACGUUUUUUUUCGAGGACCCUCACUUAAAAAGGUGAAAUGGGGAAAUCAAACAUCACUGAAAUUCAGUCAGAACCUGUCACCAGAUCCGAUAAUAAUUGAUCCGCAAAGACCAAAACCAAUCACGAGCCGAUUGAGCUAACUAUUGACAAAUAGUUAGAGAACUCAGUCUGGUCUUCAUACAAAAUAAAAAGAUUCCUACGGAAACAUCCAUGAACAUCUGAGCCAUCCGCUGUCUCCAUCCAUCCUCCGUUUGUUUUUAUCUCCUAGCGUGAUAUGAAAUAGAUUUAUGACCAUCCACAGCAGCUGACUAUAAGAAUGGAGCCACGUUUUACAGAUGAAGUCCGUGACAUUAUUGGGUUGAUACACUAUCUGUGUUUAUCUUUCUGCUUUUAUGUAUCUGUCUGGUCCAGUUGCUCUUUUUUGGUCAUAGACAAAGCCCCUGGGAGCGCGGUGACGGACGGCUACAAUGACAGGUCGCAACGAUCUCUGAGCUCACAUGCUUUUUGUGGCUCUGUCUCUCAGAGCGCCAUCACCCAAAAAAAGACGCUGCAUCACAGGGCGCGCACUCUGCUGCGUUCCCCUCUGAUCCCUCUCUUAAGGCCUGAAAACAGCAGCUGGGGAGAUUAGAGGUGAGAGGACACUGGCUCACUCACCCACUCACCGACCACACACACACACACACACAUUGUGCUUGUUCUCUGACAGCAGUGGACAGUCAGGAGAGAUUUGCUUCAGACAAAAGUGGACUCUCAGCACCUCAAUUAGACCAAGUACUUUUUAAAGACCGUUCUGUCUGAGGAGUCUUUGGUGGAACCUACUGCAUGUCCUUGAUUCCCUGGGACUUUCUCUGCCUCUGGGCUCCGGAUCCUCGCACUUUAUUUUUGACACCUCCAGUUCACAUGCAGCUCAGGAGCUGAUCAAUCUGACCGUUCAAACUGAGUCGUCACAUUCUCCGCUUUCGACCCUUUAACCAUGAGUUGCUUUGGGUACAGACGGGAGUUAAGUAAGUACGAAGAUGUUGACGAGGACGAGCUCCUAGCCUCCCUUACCCCGGAGGAGUUGGCUGAGCUGGAGAAGGAGCUGGUAGACAUCGACCCUGACGCCAACGUGCCUAUAGGGCUCAGACAGAGGGACCAGACAGACAAGACCCCGACGGGCACCUUCAGCAGAGAGGCCCUGAUGAAGUACUGGGAGACUGAGACGCGCAGACUGUUGGAAGACGAGAUAGCAGGAGGAAGUCCCAAACUGAACGAAGAUGAAGAAGAGUGUGUGACGGAGGAGAACAGUGAAGAUGAUGAAGAAAAAGACGACGAGAGUGAAAAAGAACUGACAAAACCUCCAAGCAAGGAUGAAGAAGAAGAGAGUGAUGAUGAUGAUGAUGAGGAGGAGGAGGAGGAGGAAGAGGACACGGAAGAAGAGGAAAAGAUGACAGAGGAGGAGGAGGAGGAGGAAGAUGAGGAUGAACAGAAUAAUAAACCAACAUUGGCUCCGUCCAAUAACUUUGGAUCGUUAUCAGCCGGCACUCCAAACCUACUGAAACCUCAGAGGGUGGAGCCUGUUAGACUGACUCCUCCCCCUCCACCUGCUGACAGUAACACGUCAGGAAAUCCGACAGUCGUGGAUGACGCUCUCCAACGAGCUCUAAACAACGACCCUGAACUCACAGAAGUUAAUCUUAACAACAUCGAGGACAUUUCACAGGAAAACCUGAUUCGUUUCGCCGAAGCCCUGAGGUCCAACACACACGUGCGUAACUUUAGCCUGGCUAACACCAGAGCUGACGACAACGUGGCUUUGGCCAUCUCCAAGAUGUUGAGGGAGAACUCGUCCAUCAUCAGUCUGAAUAUAGAGUCGAACUAUGUGACUGGGAAGGGAGUGAUGGCUCUGGUUCAGGCACUUCCAGGAAACAAAACACUGACCGAACUCCGAUUCCACAACCAGAGACACAUGUGUGGAGGACAGGUAGAGAUGGAGAUGGUGAAGAUACUGAGGGAAAACUUCACUCUGAUCAAACUGGGUUAUCAGUUCAACCUCCCUGGCCCGAGAAUGAGCAUGACAGGAAUCCUCACCCGGAACCAGGACCGCCAGCGACAGAAACGUCUGCAGGAGCAGCGGCAGCAACAACAGGGACAAGGACAACAAGGAGGAACAGAAGGAGUCGUCAACCCAAGAACCACGGCACUGAGAGGAACACCAUCUUCAUCACCUUACAACUCCCCCAGAGCUUCUCCCUGGUCCUCACCUAAACUUCCCCGGCAUGACGCUAAAAAACAAACACCUCCCGCUCCGCCGCCGCCACCACCACCUCCACCUCCGCCACCACCACCUCCCCCUCCUCCACCGCUGCCCUCCCAACAGAAGGAGAAGAAGCCAACCAGGAUGAUCGCAGAGGUCAUCAAGGCCCAUGAGGCCGGCAACAAGAAGCCUUCGAAGACGAAAGGGAAGAAAGGAAAGAAAAGCAAACAGAAGGAUGCGCAGAAGGACGAAACCAGCAGCAUCCUGAAGGAGCUGAAGAACGCACUGAGACCAGUGUCGGUGGACAGGAGGAUGGAGGAGGUCAGCCGGCCGUCCACACCCAUGAGAUCGGCCCAUGACCAGCUGAUGGAAUCCAUCCGGACCAGCAGCAUGCAAAAACUCAGACGAGUUGAACUUCCACAUCAUCUACGAUGAUAAAAGCAGUUCCAGACCAGGUCCUGGCAUCACCAUGGGAAUCCGCAAAAUGAUCAUCGUGAAGAUCGAUCAACGGUGACGGGGGGUGGAAAUGUGGGAGGAGUACACACAGUUUUACUUCUUACUAGCUUUAAAAAAAAGUGCUGAAAAUUUGGACUGCAGUAACAGCUUUACAUUUCAAUGCCUUUUUUGUUGUUGGUUUGUUUUUAUAAUGAGUUGAUUUACGAGCUAUCGAUUAAAGUUAAACUUGUAAAAUUGUAAAUACGGAGGAAAUCUGUUGAUGGUUGAAUUGUGCGAUUGUCUAAAUGUAUUUGGCUUAAUGAUAGCAAUUAUUUAAAAUUGUUGUAAAAUUGUUGUUUUUCCCCCAUCAUAUCAUCAUUAACACUUCCCUUUAAGCUUACCAAUGCUAUCGGUAGCAUUAUUGGCUUCCCGUUAUUCCCUCUUGUUUUAGUGUUUGUUCAACAUCAUUAAUAUUUUAAUGUAAUACGUCAGUUUAUGGGUUUUGCUGUGGACUAAACAAGAUUAUUUACACUUUGUACAGCCACACAUCAUGCUAAGUUCUGUUAGCAUUCAAGAUUUGCUCCAUUGAAAGAUGUUUUUUUCCCUUUUUUUUGGAUUUCUUUCAAACAAAUGGUUUAGAACAUGACUUUUUUUUAAACAUGCAGAAAAAAGUAAUUAUAAAAACAAGAACAAAGCAUGUUCUGGCAAGGACAUUUCAUACUUUACAAAAAAUCAUGUUAAUCAGGUGUUAAGCAUUGUGGGACUUUUACAGAAACAAAGAUGGGAUGUCAGUUGCUGAGUUGAUAACAAAUUUCGAACGCAGGCUACAAAACGGACAAAAGACAGAACAUCAAGACACAACAUCAAAACUGACACGAGGGACAACAAUCCCACCCACAGCCCCAGGUGGAGAAGAUGAGGUAACAACCAAAAAAAGUGGAUAAAGCAGAGCAGAAAAUAAACAAAAUAAAUCAGGAGUCAGACACAUGAUGGAGGUCAAAGGUCAGGAUGGACAGACCCAGAGUGAG